Molecule: messenger RNA, 1074 nt
Organism: Drosophila kikkawai
Lineage: Eukaryota; Metazoa; Arthropoda; Insecta; Diptera; Drosophilidae
Source: RefSeq, a predicted model, not a curated record
UUUUCUCCUCUCGUCGUCACUUGGCGUUGAAUUCUGUAGAAUAUUGGUUGAUUUUCUUUUUUUUUCUGUGAAAAAUGCCCUUGCCACCAAAUCUUCCUGUUCCCCAUAUCGUGGGCGACGAUGAACUCGAGGCAAAUGCUCCAAUAUAUCAAGAUCAUCAGCUGGAGACGGACUCGAGUCUCUCGGAUUCGCCCUACGAUGAUGAUGACGAGGUUGUGGAAGAGGGUUCCUCCAGCUCGGAGGGGGCUGAUUGGUCCAUGAAUGUCACUCGCAUAGCGGCCACCCCGGGACGUGUUCCGACCUUUGGUGCCUCCACUCCGGUUAUGGCAGAGGAGCCUUCGAUUCUAGCCGGUGAAGCUAAUGCUCUUCCAAUGCCGAAAAUGGAGGUUGAGGUGGUUAAGCAGUCGUCGUUGCCUUCUUUUCUCAAUUUACACCCAACCAGUGACCAGGUGACUACCAAUGGAGUUGACGUGGCCGCUGGCAAUAUCGAGGCAGAGGUGUCCGCCUCCACAUCACCCAAGGAUGACUCGUCGCCGAAACCAGGUUCGUCGAGGAACUUGAGAAAUGCUGGCGCUGCUGCCCCAACCCAAUCCAGGCGCAUACUCCGUUCCGCUUCGGCAACUAUAUCAGGACGCAUUACCAGGAUGAGAACUAGAGAAAUUAAUGAUAAUACUCCGGUUAAACCACUCGAAAUCACAAGUUACUUUCGUGUAUUGUCGGCCUCUCUUGUCCGUAAUCGCAUGACGGUUAAUUCGUUCCAAUUACUUCGCGGUACCAUCGAUCGUGUUUUGUCCGAGAUGGAGGUCCCAUGAAGAUCACUCUGUUAUUCCCAGGUCGACUCAUUCAUCUUAUUAGAAGGCCAGCCCCAGUCCAAGCUCGCAUGUUUUUUUUUUUUUAAUACAAUAUUGGUAAAAAUUAGUCGUAAUCUAAGAUUUUUUUUUUUUUACAAAUGAGUAACAAAACGUUAUAUUAACACAACAUGUCUUGGUUUAUGAACUUGUAAACCAGUUUUAAAAAGAAGAAAUAUGUAGAAAAUGUAUUGUACAAGGAGUUUUGGAUAAAUUAACGAAAGUC